CGUCGUCGUCGUCGUCGUCGGUUCUAUCGCGGCGCUGUCCGAAAAAUCAAAAAUAGCCUGUGUGCCAGUCAGUGCGGCGAUGUCGACGGCGAACGACGUUUCGACGGUACGGUUCGGCCGGUGGUGGUGGUGCUGGCGGAGACGAAGGAGGAGUACUACCUGCGGGUCAACGACGAUGCCGACGGGAUACGCGAAGACGAUCGUCCUUCUUGGUGUGCUAGCGGUGUUAUCCGCCCUCCUGGGCAACGUGGACGCCCUAGCGAAGACGAAACCGGACGAGCCCAGGCCCAAGGGUGGCCAGAAGGACGCCGAGCCUGUCAUCGAGGAAGUCAAUGCCAAGCAACUCGAGAGACUACUCAGCGAGAAGGACUUUGUUGCUGUGUACUGGUAUGCAAGAAGCUGCACGACAUGCGACAAGGUGUUGGCCGAGCUGGAGAAGAUCGACGACGACACGGACCAUUUCGGGGUCGACUUCGUCAAGAUCAACGACAAACGACUGGCCAAACAGUAUGGCAUCAAGACUUUCCCAGCCCUCACAUAUUUCCGUGAGAGGGAACCGAUCAUCUACGAAGGUGACUUGAUGGACGAAGAAAACGUACUAGACUUCUUAACGAGUUUAGAAGCGAUGGACCUGCCCGAUCGUAUCGAGGAAGUGAACGCGAAGAUCUUGGAGAAGAUCGUCGAGGAUACGGAAUUCGUGGCGGUCCUUUUCUGUCCGGAUACGCAACGGUGUGCUGGCACUGGUUCUAACAAGCCUGACUGCAAAAAGUGUCUCAAGGCCCUUCAAGAGCUGGAGAACAUCGACGACGAGGCCGAUCAGUUGGGCAUCGGCUUCGUGAAGAUCGCGGACGAACAGCUCGCUGACGAGUACAAUCUAGGUCCUCUUCCGGUUCUUGUCUAUUACAGGCAUCAGAUACCUAUCAUCUACGAGCACGAAUUGAGCAAAGAGGAAGACGUGCUAGAGUGGUUGGUGGCGAACAAAAGCACAGGAGACGAAGAGGAUGUGAUCGAAGACGUAACCGCGAAGACUCUCCAAACCCUCAUCGGAAAUAUCGACAACCUGGUCGUUUUAUUCUACGACCACGGUGACGAGGAUUCGAUGCAGGUGCUAACCGAGCUGGAGAAGAUCGACGACGACUGCGACAAACAUGGAAUCCAAUUCGUGAAAAUCGACGACGAGAAAGCAGCGAAGGAUUUUGGAAUCAAUUCGGUUCCGGCGAUCGUAUAUUUCGAAAAGCAAAUCCCGAAUCUUUACGAUGGAGACGUAGAGAACGAGGAUGAAAUUUUGGAAUGGCUGCUGUCGCAGUUGGAGAAGGACGAGAUCGAGGAUAUCACCGACGAAAUGUUGGAUCGUCUUAUCAAGGAUGGAAAAACCCUUGCCGUGCUGUUCUACGACAACAACGACCGGAAAUCCCAGAAGACUCUCAAUGAAUUGGAGAACAUCGACGACGAGUGUGAUCAAAUAGGAGUGACGUUCGUGAAGAUCGACAACGCGGAGGAAGCUAAAGAGUACGGUAUCGAGAAGAUUCCAAGCUUGAUCUACUUCGAGAAAGGAAUACCCACGUUGUACGAAGGAAACCUGGAAGACGAGGAGAAGGUUCUGAAAUGGCUGGAGCAUCAGCAGAAGAGCGAUCAUAUCGAGGACAUCACCGACGAGAUGCUCGACAUGGUCAUCGAGAAGAUGCCUCACGUAGCCGUCCUCUUUUACGACAAGGAUCAGAAGAAGAGUCAGAAGAUCCUCGCUGAAUUGGAGAACAUCGACGACGACUGUGAUCAGCAUAACAUAGCGUUCGUGAAGAUCAGCGAUCUGGAUGAGGCGAAGGAAUAUGGCAUCGACAAUCUUCCCACUCUGGUAUUCUUCGAGAAAAAAAUACCACACGUGUACGAAGGCGAUCUGAUGAACGAGGAUCAGCUGCUCGGAUGGCUACUGCAUCAGAAGAAGCACACAGAGAUACCGGAGGUGACGGACGAGAUGAUGGAGAAGCUGAUUGAGUCCUCGCCGUUCUUGGCAGUCCUGUUCUACGACAAGGACGACAAGCAGGAUAUACGUAUUCUGAACGAGCUGGAGAACAUCGACGAUGAGCUCGAGAAGGAGGGUAUAGUGAUCGUUCGUAUGGAUAACGACGCCGAGGCGAAGGAGUACGGUAUCGAUCAUCUUCCUACGUUGGUCUACUUCGAGAACAAAAUCCCUGCCAUCUACGAGGGAGAUCUGUUGAACGAGGACGAGGUUCUCGAAUGGCUGAUCGAGCAGAAGAAUUCUGCCACCAUCGAGGAGGUCACAGACGAGAUUUUGUCCGAUUUGAUUGAGGAACACGAAUACGUUGUCGCGUUCUUCAGUGGAGAUUGCGACGAAGGUGACGAGUGUGACAAAAUCCUUGAAGACCUGGAGAAUAUCGACGACGAGCUCGACGAAACUGGCAUCAUCUUCGUCACAACUGAAGACACAGGGUUCGCUAAGAAGCACGGAAUCAAGAACUUCCCUACGUUGGCCUUCUUCAGGAACAAGGAGCCUUUGAUCUAUAAAGGAGACCUGGAAGACGAAGACGAGGUGCUCUCGUGGAUCACCGAUGAGGAUACUCUUGAGAUCCCGGGGAAGAUCGAAGAAGUGAACGCCAAGAUGCUGGAGAACAUUCUCGAGGAGAACGAUUACAUCGUCGUGUUCUUCUAUAAAGAGGGCGACAAGAAGAGCCAGAAGAUCCUGCAAGAGCUGGAGAACAUCGACGACGAGUGCGAAGAGAAGGACAUCGACUUCGUGAAAAUUUCUGACGAUGGAAUCGAGAAGGAGUACGAUCUUCCUGGUCUACCAGCGUUGGCAUUCUACAGACACAAAUUCCGUCAGGUGUAUUCCGGUGACAUGAUGCACGAGGAAGCGAUUCUCGACUGGAUCCUGGAGCUUCGUACUCAGACACCGGAUGUGAUCGAGAACGUCGACAGGAAGACGUUGCAGGUGUUGAUCAACGACGUCGAACAUCUUGCUGUGUUCUUCUACGACGAUAAAUGCGAGACGUGCCCGGAAAUUCUCGAGGAGCUAGAGACCAUCGACGACGACACCGACAAACAUGGUAUUCAAUUCGUUAAGUCGAACGACGCGAAAUUAGCCGCUGAAAUCGGCGUCUUCUCGUUUCCGGCUCUCGUUUAUUACGAGACAGGCGUGCCCAUCAUGUACGACGGUAAUCUACUCGACGAGAGCGAGGUUCUCGAUUGGAUGGUGAAGCAGAAGACGGACGAGAGCAUCGAAGAGAUCGAUCGUGACACCCUGACCAAAUAUAUCGAGACGAAAGAAUUCCUGGCUGUCGUUUUCUACAAGGAAGAGGACCCAGAGAGUCCUAGAGUGCUCAGGCACGUCGAACUGAUCGACGACGAGGCUGCCGAGUACGGUAUAAAAAUCGUCAGGAUGAAGGAUCGAUUGAUGGCGAAGAAAUACGGCUUCCGGAAUCCGCCUGGUAUCACGUACUUCCGCAAGGGCAAGAACAUCAAUUACGACGGGGACAUCGACGACGAGGAGGAGAUUCUCGAUUGGCUGACCAAUCCUGAGAAUAUGGAACUGACCGAUCACAUCGAGAGAAUUAAUAAAAAGAUGUUCCAUAAAAUCAGACAGACCACUGAUUACCUGGCAGUGUUCUUCUACAGCAACGACUGCAAACAGUGUGGCAGGGUGUUGGUGGAAAUCGAGCAUAUCGACGACGAAGCUGAUGGCGCAGGAAUCAAAUUCGUGAAGAUCGACGACAAACAAUUAUCCAAACAGUACGGAGUCUUCGCGUUGCCCGCUAUACUGUUCUUUAAAAUGACUUCGAAGGAACCAGUCAUUUACGCAGGCGAUCUGUACGACGAGGAUCAGAUUUUGCAAUGGUUGAUGACACAGAAGGAUCCGUCCGGAGAGGUAAUCGAGGAUUUGGAGGGGGAGGAUCUCUUGAAUUUGAUAAGAGAAUCGGAGUCCUUGGCCGUGUACUUCUGGAACAGAACGCUUUGUGACUUGUGUCAGGCAAAAUAUCAACGCAAGCAGACCCGCCACAGGGAGCGCAGGAUCGUCGAACACGAGGCAGCCGAGGAACUCGAUGGUACACAUGCCGAAGACUGCGAGCAAUGCAUAGGGAUCCUCGAGGAACUGGAGAACAUCGACGACGAUUGCGACAGGCACGGUAUUACGUUCGUGAAGACACAGGAUUACAAAGUGGCUGAGGAUUAUGGAGUGACAGACUUUCCAGUGUUGGUCUAUUUCGAGAAUCAGAUACCAAACGUGUUCGAAGGUGAAUUGAAAGUGGAAGAAGAGGUUUUGCAAUGGUUGAUCACUCAGAAAACGGAGGAUCGGAUAGAAUUGAUUACCAGAGUGAUGUUGGAGAAUUCUGUCGAAGAGACUCAGUACCUCGCAGUGUAUUUCUAUAAGCAAAAUUGCCAUAUAUGCGAUGAAAUAUUGGAGGGAUUGGAGAAGAUCGACGACGAGUGCGACGUGUUCGGUAUUCACCUGGUGAAAAUUCAGGAUCCUCAGUUGGCCAAGCGAUACUCCAUCAAGACGUUCCCUGCUUUAGUCUACUUCAGAAAUGGCAAUCCUCUUUUGUUCGAAGGCGAUUUGCAAAACGAAGAAUCGGUCCUCGAGUGGCUGAUCGACGACGACAAUCGGGAACUGGCGGACGAGAUUGAAUCGGUGAACGAGAGGAUGCUGGAAAGACUUCUCGACGAAUCUCCGUUCUUGGCUGUGUUCUUCUACGACGAGGACUGUCCCGAAUGCGACGAGAUUAUGGAGGCUUUGGAGAAGAUCGACGGCGAGGCGGACUUGUUCGGUAUCGAUUUCGUGAAAGUUCUGAAUCCGGAGAGCGGAGAGAAAUACGGAAUUCUGAAUGUUCCAUCUUUGAUCUACUUCCGUAAGAAGACUCCUUUGAUUUACGACGGCGAUCUUACUCAGGAGGACAAGAUUCUACAGUGGCUCACCUCUCAAGACGUCUUCGAGAUUAAGAACGAGAUCGAAGAAGUGAACAAGAAGAUGCUGGAUAAAUUGCUGGACGAGAACGAAUUCCUGGCUGUCUUCUUCUACGAGCACAACAGCAAAGAGAGCGAGGAAGUGAACGAGAAACUGGAGAAUAUCGACGGAGAAACGGACCAGUUGGACAUCACGUUCGUAAAGAUGGCUGAUCCGAGAUACGCUAGAAAAUGGGGCGUCACUAAGCUUCCGGCGAUCGUCUACUUUCGUAAAAGAUUCCCUAGCAUCUACCGAGGCGAUUUGCACAAAGAGCAAGACGUGCUGGAAUGGCUGCGCAAGAACAGGUACCGCCAACCGGAGCUGAACAUCUACAUGUACAUGCUGAUCGCGAUCACCGUAUUGUUCGCCAUGUACACCGGUUUCCUGUUGUCGUGUUUCCGGUCGGAGCCAACCGCGCCCGCGCCACAUCCGAAGCAGGCGUGAAAACUCGUGUGAUAGAUAAGAUAACCGGGAAAUGAACGAACGAAAGAGUUUAAGAGAAUGAAAGAGAGAGAGAGAGAGAGAGAGAGAGAGAGAUUUAUGGAUUGUUGCUGCGCGAAUGUGCGUUCUUGUUGUUGUUGAUCCGACUCGCUUUACGUAAGAUUACUAAAUGACGGUUGUUCGUCCGGAACGAACAACCUGGGUACCAAUAAAUAGCACGACGAUUCUACGAGG
This is a messenger RNA of Habropoda laboriosa, 5629 nucleotides long. RefSeq lists its product as uncharacterized. The record is from RefSeq and is a predicted model, not a curated record. The coding region runs from base 80 to 5398 and encodes 1772 amino acids. NCBI's taxonomy places the organism in Eukaryota, Metazoa, Arthropoda, Insecta, Hymenoptera, Apidae. The transcript is spliced from 28 exons.